Messenger RNA from Paramecium pentaurelia, 1869 nucleotides. The record is from the annotation of a GenBank genome assembly. Lineage: Eukaryota; Ciliophora; Oligohymenophorea; Peniculida; Parameciidae.
AUGAAGGAGAAAUUUUCAGGGGUUCAAGAAAUUUAAGAAGUGUUUUAAAAUAGAUACACUAAUCCUUAAUUAAUAGGAUUAGGAGCAUUCUCUUAAGUUUAUAAAUGUGAAAAUAAUAACAAAGAAUUUGUGGCAAUCAAGGUAUUUUUUCUACUUUUCUAUAGAUAGUUGCUUUGAAUAGGAUAGAGAAAGAGGUCAUUCCGUACAUGAUAAAUGAAAUAGUCUUGCUAUAGUCUAGUUAAAAUAAUAAUAUAAUUUAAUUAAUUGAGGCAUUUUAAACUCCGAAUAGAUUAUAUCUAGUAUUAGAGGUAUAUUGAGAAUAUCAUAAUUUAUUAGUAUUGCUUUAUAGAUUUGGAGAAAAUGACAAAAAAAUAUUAUAGAAAGUGUUUACCUGAUGAUUUAGUAAUAAUUAUAUUACGGUAAUUGGUUAAUGGAUUACAUCAUUUACAUAAGAAUAAGAUCAUUCAUAGAGAUAUAAAAUUGGCUAACAUAGGAGUUAAAUUAUCUACAGAUGAUGAAUAGAAAUUGAAACAGAUUAAUGAUCUAAGUGUCUUUAGGAAUGCAUAAUACAAACUUUUGGAUUUAGGUUUGGCUAAAAAAUUAAUUAAUGAGGAUCUCACUAAUACAUUUGCUGGAACUGAAUUAAAUAUGGGUAUUUAAAUUUAUUAAUAAAUAAUAGCUCCUGAAAUUCUAUUAAGGUAACCAUAUUCAAUAAGUGCUGAUAUGUAUAGUUUGGGAGUUUCUAUAUUUUAAUUAAUAACUGGAGAGAUGCCAUAUAAAAUUGUUAGAGGUUCUUUAGAGAUUGUAAAAUAUGAGACAGCCAAUUUUCAUUUAAUAAAAAAUGAAACAUUAAGGACAAUUGUUUAAAAAAUGUUAAAAUAUGAUCCAAAAGAUAGAUUAAGUUGGCCAGAACUUUACAAAAAUUAAUUUUUUAAUAUAAAGAGAGGUUAAACUUAAUCAAUAUUGGAUUUGUAAUUAAAAAAUAAUCAAAUUAUUUAUAAUUCAAUAGAAAAUGAAAAUAGAGAAAUUGAAGAAGAGAAAUUCUAUGAUUGUGAAAAUGAUGAAUAAAUAAAAUAAGAUAAAAUUAAUCUUUUAUCUUAAUUAAAUAAUUCAUUUACUUCUUAAUAUGUAUGCAAGAUUUAAAUGAAUUAAUAACAAAUUACAAAAAUAAAGUAUUGGAAUUAACUUUAUAAUAUUCAUAUUCUUUUGAAUAAAUUAAGUAGCAAUAUUAUUAUACUAAUAAAUUCAAUUAAUUAUAUGGCAAAUGAUCUAAUGUAUUAUAGUUUAAACUCUGAAUUUAAUAGUUAUAUUAAUUAUCUUUGUGAUCUUAAUCAAUAAACUUAUAACUAUUUGAAAUUAGACAUAAAUAAUAAUUUUUCUGAAUAUAACACUUUUUAAGAUUAUAUUACUUUAAAAAAUAUUUUAGAAUCUGAUGAAGUGUAAUUAAAUAUUUAAGAAAAUAGAUAAAAUGAAAUAAUGUUAUUUAGUGAUAUAUGUUGUUUUGCUAGAAAAUAAUUUAAAUUAUUGAAAUCUUUGGAUUUGAAAGUAUUCCCAUUUAAAUCUGAAGAAUUUUAAUAAUAAACUAUCAAUAACAAUAUUCUAAUUUAUAAUUAAAUCUUAGGUAUCAUGUAUGAUUCUCAUUACAAAAUAUGUGAGAAUAAUUCUUAAUAGUUUAAAUUGAUAUAGAGUUAAAUAUAUAGGAUUUUAAUUGAUUUAGCUAGAGUUAGAGCUAUGUUUGGAAUUGAUUGGUAGGGAGGAGAUCAAAAAAUAAAUGAAUUGCGUCUUGAAGACUAUCAAAUUGAACCUGAUUUACUGUCAGAAUUCUUGACUGAAAUCUUAUAAUUCUAUUAACUGAGAUAUGAUUAAUGA